Molecule: messenger RNA, 3985 nt
Organism: Trichoplusia ni (cabbage looper)
Lineage: Eukaryota; Metazoa; Arthropoda; Insecta; Lepidoptera; Noctuidae
Product: G protein-activated inward rectifier potassium channel 3-like
Exons: 9
Coding region: 560-2455 (631 amino acids)
Biological process (GO): potassium ion import across plasma membrane; regulation of monoatomic ion transmembrane transport
Cellular component (GO): plasma membrane
Molecular function (GO): inward rectifier potassium channel activity
Source: RefSeq, a predicted model, not a curated record
CGGCAUUCAGCCAGUCACCGUUCAGACAACACACGGCAGUAGACAUUCGCGCCGCGCGCAAGCGAAUUAUUUUCCCGCCGCAAAUUGAAAAGCGCACGUUCUCAAUUCAAAGUUCCUAGCCGGCUAUUGGUAGCUUUGAAAAUAUGCCUAAAAAGAAAUAAAUUAUAAUUGUCGUUAAAUUAUUUAAUUAAAAAAGUGUAAAUUCGUGACAUUUGACAUUAAAUCACAUGCUAGUGACUGUGUUUUCGCGUACAAAACUUCUGUGAUACGAUAUUGCUGUGAAACAAUUAGUUUUAAAAAACUCUAUUCUGCGUUAAAACUUUCUUAUAGUUGAAAGGUUUCGUGAAAUUAUUUUCGCGAAACAAUAAACAAAAAUUCUUUAUGAUAGGUCCAUAUAUGAAGUGUCAACAUUUCUACCCCAAACAUUAUGAUUUACAAAUGGAUAUUAUGAUCAGAGUGAAGUGCUGUCAAGAAACUAAAAACCCAAAGUGACGAAGUGCCCUGUAGGUGUCUGUUGUGCUACGUUCCGUUGCUUCCCCUUACCUGUUUAGUGCUCAAGAUGUCAGACAAGACCUCGUCGUCGGUCGGCCCGAGGAGUUUCGAGACGAUUUCGGAGGAGGACCUCGCGUCGCCCUGGGAGAAACUGUUGGGAGAGGUGAAGACUGCUGUUCCUACGAUAAUAAAGACUAAUGUGUCAAGUACCACGAUCUCCAGAUGUGGAGAAGAGGUGUCGACGAACCCUCAAGCGGAAGAUCUGGAGGGAAACAAGUUGACGCGAUCCAAGAGCCUCAAUCAACGUAGGAAUAGCAGCAACGGCCUCCUCAGCUCCAUCCCUAAGCAGCUGAGGCUCUCGCUGCGCGGAGUUCGGAGCGAACCUUCCAGCGUGAAGGACGUGCCUACGACAAGGAAUGAUAGCUCUCUUAAUCUUCUUCUUAGAUACCGUCAAGCCCGUUACGCAGCAAGACGCGUCCGAAAGCGCGUCAUCUUCAAACACGGGGACUGCAACGUCGUCCAAUGGAACGUGGCCAAGCGCAGGCGCCGAUACCUGCAGGAUAUCUUCACGACCCUCGUGGACGCGCAGUGGCGCUGGACGCUGCUCGUGUUCGCGCUCUCCUUCAUCCUCUCCUGGCUGCUGUUCGCGCUCAUCUGGUGGCUCAUCAUCUUCACCCACGGAGACCUCACCCCUCCACCGCCCAACGAAAAUGUCACCUUCAUCCCCUGUCUCAACAACGUCAACACAUUCACCGGCUGCUUCCUGUUCUCCGUGGAAACCCAACACACUAUCGGCUACGGUUCCAGAACAACCAAUGAGGAGUGCCCCGAAGCCAUCUUCGUUAUGUGCAUACAAAGCAUCGUUGGCGUCUUCAUCCAGGCCUUCAUGGUGGGAAUCGUGUUCGCUAAGAUGUCUAGACCCAAAAAGCGAACCCAGACCCUGCUGUACUCCCGCAACGCUGUGAUCUGUUUGCGAGACGGCCAACUCUGUCUGAUGUUCCGAGUCGGAGACAUGAGGAAAUCCCAUAUAGUCGAAGCGCAUAUAAGAGCACAAAUAAUCCGCCGCAAGAUCACAAGAGAGGGUGAAGUGCUGCCAUUCUACCAGCAAGAGUUGAAGGUUGGAGCAGACGGCGAGGAAGACCGACUGAUGUUCAUCUGGCCGAUGACGAUAGUGCAUAAGAUCAAUGAGAAGUCACCGCUAUACAACCUCUCGGCGUCCGAUAUGUUGAGAGAGAGAUUUGAAAUCGUUGUUAUGUUGGAGGGAGUGAUCGAGUCUACGGGUAUGACUACCCAAGCGCGCAGCAGCUUCUUGCCAUCGGAGAUACUGUGGGGUCACAGGUUCGAGACCAUGGUGACCUUCAGGAAGGAUACUGGUGAAUACGAGGUUGAUUACACCAGAUUCAACAAUACGUACGAGGUGGACACCCCGUUGUGUUCCUCGAAGCAACUCGACGAGCUCCGAGCAACUGUGUCGACCUCACAGAAAUUAGAUCGCAUGCUUGGCACCAUACCGAAGACUUUCUCCGCUGACACUCUGGACCUCAGCUCCGUCGAUUCCAUGUCCUUAGACGAGCACAUCGAAAUCAAAAUACCAGAAGCAAGAGCCAGAGAGAACAGAUUAAUGGCCCAAAACAAUUUCGUUCAUCACAUCAAUGAGAAAUCUAGGAAUCCAAGUCAUACUCAUUUGGCUGUCGAGAACGGCCAAGAGACACAUAGAAAUCACAACCCUGAAUACAAACAUUCGGAAGUCAAAGAGCAUAUGCACAGGAGUCAUAGUCACGCUAGCAUGAAGAAGGUGCAUGGCUUGACCCCGAACGGCAUCGGCCAUGCGGGCAAUGGCCAUGAACAUAAUAAUAAGCAUGAUGAGCAUAGUAAAAUCAGAAAAUCUCCAAGCGACAACCAUAUAAGCAAGACUCCAGUGAUCCCGAUCCUGGUGACGUCACCAGAGCCGGAACCGGUGUGACCCCCCCCCCCUCCCGGCACACAAACCACACGUCACCUUCUCACCGCGCGACGAGAGCAUCAAGAACCCAUGCCUUAUGUAACACAAAUCACUUGAAAAUUAGGUACCAGGUGACUUUUGAGGAGUUCGCUAAAGAUAGAUGUUAGGUAAAAUCGAUUUUAAAUUGGAUUCUGUCUGGGUUUAUUAUUUAGAUUGGGGAAAUCAAAAUAUAAAUAAUAAGCACGAUAAAUAUCGUUUAAAAAUUGGUUUUAACCUUACCUUUGGACCAAAAUCAGCUACAGUGUUUUUAAAAACAAGUGAAAAAUAAAACAAAAAAGUUGUACUUACAGCCAAGUUUUAUAUUCUGAUGAUUAUAAUUAAGUAUACAAUGAGGUAUAUUAUAAAAAAUGGUAUUCAGAAUCUUUAUUCUCCAAAGCUUACCUAGAAAGUUUUGGUAGUCGAUAUAAAAGUUGUGUUACUAAUAUUCAAAGUAAUAAUGGCUUGAUGCAGUUGCUCUUUACCAGAAGGUUACGCACAGUUUACUCAUAAUAAAAAAUAAUAUGGCUUAAGCGUGUGGUGCCAACACAAACUCAGAAUAAGUCAGCCAUCAUUGUAAUAGACAACUUUUCUACUUUAACCUUUUCAAACAUCGAUAUACCGGAUAGGGUUGUAUUUAGACCAAGUAUUUAUUUAGUUAAUUUAGCGAACGUAGACACUGGAGACUAACAAAAAAAACGUAUAGAAAUAAAUUGACGUCAAGCUUUAAAAUCUUAGUGAAUCAAGUCUCCGCAGUUUGUGUGUAAGAUUACAAAAACAUGUAGGAGUAAUACUUGUUCUAUCGACAGUCAAACUAGAGAUGGAAUUACGUUUAAUUUUAAGAGAUAUUUAUACUUCCAAUGACGAAUUUAAUUCAAAAUUGAUACUUAACGGCCCCUGUUCACAUAAUUCUCGAUACUAUCAGCAAAUGCGGUGUUUUCGUAAAUAUAAGUGUACUUUUGGAUAAAAUCCAUUAAUAAAACUAUGUAAUAGUAUAAAAUAAUAUAUCUAAGUAUUUAAAAUUGUAUCGAGCUACUUAAGUAACGAGUUGUGAAUGUACAAUUAGCUUACUUUCUAACGCUUUUAUACUUAAAGUCGUACAAAGUACUUUUAGUAUGUACAACAAACAUUGAUAUGUGAUAUAUUUGAAUACUUAAAUUAUUCGGACUAAAGUACUUAGACUUGGCUCUCGCGCUGCCAUGCAUCCGGGGCCACAUGUUAUCGACACAUUUUCCACGUGUUACUAAGAUAGCUAAUUUAAAAUACUUAUAAGUGUUAGUACUACUAAUGCUUCGCAAUAUGUACUGAUUAUAAUAUUUUAUUAUUAUAUAACAACUAUUAUUAAAGUUUUAUAUACAAAUCAUAGUAUUAUUAAAUCUCUCAUUGAAAUAUUAUGAACAUCAGGGGUCUGAAGCGGCGCGGGCGCUGCCUUUUGUAAUCAAUUUGCCCAUAGCUUCGUAAUUUCCUGAUAGAAUUUAUCAGAAUAAACAAAUAAAGUAAUUAAAAAUACGAUCA